Chanos chanos (milkfish) is the source of this 867-nucleotide messenger RNA. RefSeq names its product V-set and Ig domain-containing protein. The record is from RefSeq and is a predicted model, not a curated record. Gene Ontology annotation, biological process: regulation of actin cytoskeleton organization; regulation of bone resorption; regulation of osteoclast development. Bases 1 to 867 code for a protein of 288 amino acids. Lineage: Eukaryota; Metazoa; Chordata; Actinopteri; Gonorynchiformes; Chanidae. Gene Ontology annotation, cellular component: plasma membrane. The transcript is spliced from 3 exons.
AUGGACACACAUCUCCUCAGUGCUGCCCUGAGCCUGCUGCUUCUGCUCAAUACUGCAGCAACCCAUGAUGAAGAUGGCUGGUCCAUAAAGGGGCCUUCAGAAGUGCAGGCUGUUGAAGGUUACCCGGUGGUACUUCCCUGCUCCUACACCCACCCCCACCACACAAAGCACCCUUCCGUCCGCAUAGUGUGGCAGGUUGGACAUGGACAAACGGCCACCGUGCUCUUCCAGUGCACCACCCUGAACGACAGUAACCAGUGCCAGACCCGGAAAGACCAAGACCAGCGUUACCGUCUGGAGGGAAACCACCGCGAGCAUGACCUCUCGCUCAGAAUCAAGAGCCCUGCUCUCCAGGACAGCGGACGCUACUACUGCCGGAUAGAAGUGCUUGGACAUCAUCACGUCAGCAUCGAGAACAAAAUGGGCAUCUGGCUCAGAGUGGAAGCCGCGCCACGAAUCCUGAGCCUUAGAGUGGAAAGCAGUGAGGAAUCGGGAUAUAUAGCUCUGUGCCAAGUUCGUGGCUCCCCUUUACCCAACAUCCAGUGGAUGGGACCAGAGGAUGUUCUAGAAGGUGAUCCAGCAUCUCCUCUCUCACAGGAAGGUAAAGGACAGCACCACACCACCAGUCGGCUACUGGGUGUCCAGCCUGAGGGGUACUACACGUGUGCGGCUUUUAACUCCCUGGGCAAGGAUCAGGCCACGCUCUAUAUUUUGAAACCUGAUCAACAGAAGAGAGAGAACUUCCCCUCCACCCUAAUAUUGCUGCUCUCUUUGUCACUGGGGAUCAAAGUGCUUCUGUCCUUAGGAAUCGGAGCUUGGGUGGCUCAGGGAAGCUUGAUGUCGUGGGUCAGCUGCCUGAAAAACUGA